Messenger RNA from Spizellomyces punctatus DAOM BR117, 2383 nucleotides. RefSeq lists its product as uncharacterized. Gene Ontology annotation, biological process: transmembrane transport. NCBI's taxonomy places the organism in Eukaryota, Fungi, Chytridiomycota, Chytridiomycetes, Spizellomycetales, Spizellomycetaceae. The record is from RefSeq and is a predicted model, not a curated record. Bases 159 to 2210 code for a protein of 683 amino acids. The transcript has 5 exons. Gene Ontology annotation, molecular function: transmembrane transporter activity.
UUCUCGAAGGCUGCUGUGCCACCAUCACGCUGACAAGCAACUCCGAACUCUUUGGCUACGACCGCCUUGCGCUUUUAUAGACGUUUUGCUUGCUAGAUUUCCCCCAGCCGCCAUCACUCACCUGCGCCUUCCACUGCUGUUGAUGACACCUGUUACAUAUGCGCCCACUCAUAAUACCGGAGGACGAGCCCCUACCUCAAGAAGAAGAACGCCAAGUCUCGCCCAAUGUUGCCGCCGUCAUCAGUCGUAGCAAAUCACGUCAAGGCCCGAGGAGGACGUCCCUUGCAGCGUCAUUGGCUUCUCCUGUAGCCAAGUUGAAACCGGUGCCUUUUAGGAGAGCCCAGACAGAAAACUUUACGUCUGCGGCGUCUGCGGGUUCGGGUUCAUUUAGUGAUUGGCCGUUGCUCAAGAGAAGCGAUACCAGUUUAAGCGGUAUGAGUGGGAGCUUUCGGCAUAAGAGCGCUCUGAUGAGGAGAAUGAGUAGCUUUGGUGGAGCUCCCAUUUACAUUCCGCCAACUAUUGCAAAUGCUGUUGAGGCGGAGGCGGAAGAUGCGGGCAGGUUGAGAUGGGCGAUUCUGUUAUUGACAUGCUUGCUCUUGUUUGGGAACUACUAUGCAUACGACAAUCCCGCAGCCCUUAACCGGCCGCUUCAGCAAUAUCUUGGUCAUGACUAUGACACAUGGCAGUACGAACUGAACCUCCUGUAUUCUGUUUAUUCCUUCCCAAAUAUGUUCUUGCCCUUUCUCGGCGGUCAGCUCGUAGACAGGGUGGACGUGAAGAAGGUUUUGGUCUUCUUUUCGGCAGUGGUGUGUAUGGGACAGACGUUAUUUGCUGUCGGUGUAUCGUCAAAGAGCUUUGGCAUUAUGCUGCUUGGCAGGGUUUUGUUUGGGAUUGGGGGCGAGAGCAUUGGAGUUGUGCAAGCUAGCAUUACGACUGCCUGGUUUAGGGGGAAGGAAUUGGCAUUUGCUUUGGGACUAAAUCUAUGCAUAGCCCGCUUCGGCUCUGUGGUGAACGCCAAUCUCUCCCCUCGGAUCGAGAAGCACUGGACAUCUGCCGGAGCAGUCUGGGUCGGCAGUUUAACUUGCUACAUCUCCUUCGGCUGCGCUCUCAUCCUGGUCGUCUUAAUGUCAAAUCAUUCCCCGUCUAGCGCCAAAUCGAAACGCGAUACCUCACCCAAGUUGGACGAAGAACGUCCCCUGUUGACUCGUAAUGCCUCAUCAUCAUCAAAUGACUUGGGACUCUCCAAAGAGAUUGAAAUCGCUUCAUCCAGCAGCGAUGAGGAUUUGAGCGGUAACAAGAACAUAAUUGCUGGUUGUCUGAGCGAGAUUACACUUUUUCCUGGCGCGUUUUGGCUCGUAUGCCUUGUGUGUGUGCUGUUAUAUGGCACAGUUGUGCCUUUUAACAAUAUUGCAUCGGAUUUCUUGAUGUCGAAAUGGUAUCCUGGUGACACGCAGACUGCUGGGACAGUUAUGAGCAUCCCGGAUACCAUGUCUGCCCUUUUAGUUCCGAUCUGCGGCGUCUUGGUAGACCGCUACGGCGGCCGUGCUUCCUUACUUAUAUUCUGUGCGCUUGUCAUCGCCGCAGUGCACGCAACCUUGGGUCUCACAAUGAUAACGCCCGUGAUCCCUCUCGUAUUUCUAGGCCUUAGUUACUCUAUGUACGGCGUAGCUAUUUGGCCUUCGAUCGCUACGAUCAUUCAACACCGGGAAGCUCAACUUGACUCGGAUGUCAAGUUAUUGGGAACGGCUUAUGGGCUUUCAACCAGUGCACUGAACACGGCAUUGACGAUUAUGCCACUUAUUGCAGCAAAGGUCAGAGUAUGGAGUGGAGAUUUCAUGUAUGUGGAACUUUUCUUUGUGUGCUUGGCUCUCUUGGGUGCCAUUGCAUCGGCGCUUCUGUGGGUAGUAGACGUGAAAUUUGGAGAUGGUGUAUUGCAGAUGCCUGAAGCUGAGGUUGAAGAACCCGAUGCGUCACGCGGUUAUUUUGGUGACGAGCAGUGCCAAGAGCCUGGUGGCUACGGGACGACACAGGAGGACGAAUCGCCAAGGCCUGAAGCACCCAAAGACAAGAAAAAACCUAAACCUAGACUGGGUAAAGCGAUUGGAAUAAAGGUGAAAAACAGAGGACGAUUGGAUAAGUUUUUGGAGGAUUGUGAUGGGUCAGUGUCCCCUGACAGAAUAGAGGAUUCGAUGAUUUCUUCUGGUGGUUGAAAAGAAGCAUGUUUGGAGCGUGGGCUGUAGAUGGAGGGCUACGGACUGCAACUUGUGUAUACCCUUCACAAUUCAAUGUAUCUUUGUACUAAAUUUCUGAUGGUAAUUGUUGGGACUCUAAUAAGAAAUAAAAAGGCGACAUUGGAACAAUGCCAAUCCUGGUCGAUAUUAAC